Cladophialophora immunda is the source of this 1368-nucleotide messenger RNA. RefSeq lists its product as uncharacterized. The transcript has 2 exons. Gene Ontology annotation, biological process: transmembrane transport. The record is from RefSeq and is a predicted model, not a curated record. Lineage: Eukaryota; Fungi; Ascomycota; Eurotiomycetes; Chaetothyriales; Herpotrichiellaceae. Bases 1 to 1368 code for a protein of 455 amino acids. Gene Ontology annotation, molecular function: transmembrane transporter activity.
AUGGAAGUCCCGAAGACUCCUCACUCUUGGAUUCCAUCAUGGUGUCGCUGGGAGACCGACAACCCGCCGCCAUUGACCAUGAGGCUGAACAUUCUGUACGCCUGCGCGGCGGGUUUCACUUCAGCCAACCUCUAUUACAGCUACCCCAUCUUACAUAUUCUGGCCAAGGACUUCAAUACCACGCAAACGGGAGUCGCGAGUAUACCUGCAUUGGCACAAGCCGGAGACGCCACCGGCCUCCUCUUGAUUCUUCCGCUGGCCGACUUCCUCCCACGGAGGACCUUCACCAUUACCUUGUUGUCUUUGUCGAUGGCAUUUUGGAUUGGCCUCUGUGUGACCACAGACCUGACUGUUUUCCUCGUUCUCACCUAUCUUUCCGCCCUCUUCACAGGUAUCACCCAAAUCAUGCUCCCUCUGGUGGCUGAGCUCUCGCGUGCGGAGAAACGUGCGUUCAAUAUCUCGAUUGUCGCCGCAGGCCCGACACUUUCCAUUCUGCUGGCGCGUAUAUUGUCGGGGAUCGUCGCAAACUAUACAUCCUGGCGGAAUGUGUACUGGCUGGCCUUGGGUUUACAGGGAGGCGUGCUCCUUGCCCUGUGGCUAUUCAUGCCGGACUAUCCCGCCAUCAACCCAACACCUGCACUGAAGAUUGUGAAGACUUACCCCAAAAUCCUAUGGACAAUCGUGACCAUGUAUUGGAAACACGCAGUUCUCGUUCAAGCAGCACUUCUCUCGUACUGCACCUUUUUCUGCGUGUCUUCGUUCUGGACCACCCUCACCUUCUUGUUGAGCGAGGCCCCCUAUCGCUAUAGCACCACCAUCAUUGGCAUCUUUGGUCUGGUCGGCGCCGCAACCAUGGUCUUGGGCCCGCUUUACAGCACGUUCAUCAUCAAGCCGCUCGGACAACCUCUCUUCUCCGCGAUCGUCGGCAAAUGCGUGAGCUUGAUUGGGAUCGUAGUCGGGACGUUUGCCGGUAGAUACAAUGUCGCCGGCCCGAUCAUCCAAGCUUUGUUGCUCGAUGCAGGGCUGAUGAUUGUGCAAAUCUCAAACAGGAUGGCUAUUCACCCGUGCGAACCGAAGGGAGGGAACAGAAUCAAUACAGCAUUCGUUAGCGUGCUCUACCUGGGACAGUUGAGUGGAACCAAGGCAGGAAACCUGAUGUAUGAGCAGCAUGGAGGAUGGCUUGCAAGUGGUGGUCUCAGCAUUGCUGUUAUUGCGUUCAGCUAUGUUGUUGCGCUGCUGAGAGGACCCCAUGAGACUGGUUGGAUUGGCUGGAGCGGUGGAUGGAGGCUGAAGCCGGAUGUCAAGAGGCCAGAGGAAGAUCCAGAAGCAGUAAAUGGACGGCUUGCGGAGGAAGUGAAAGAUGGGUGA